AUGCUUUGGGAGGACAACUUUGCAACGUGGUGGGAGUGCGUCAUGCCGCCCGUGAGUUCUAAAAGCGAGCCUAGCAACUCUGGAAGCUAUGGUGCUUUUAUCCUUGGACGCGAUCUUGUGGGUGAUACAGUAGCUGCCAUGGUUGCCUCUGCAUUUGUCGCACCUUCUGUAGUUCUGCUAGACAGGGCUCUUGUUGAAAAGUCAUCCUUCAACCAACCUAUAAUCGAAGGCCUAAGGCGGCACUCGCAAAAUUGUUUGAAGAAACCAGUAUCCUUUAUAUUCAGUCGGCCUUUUGGAAUAGUUUGGGUGUUGUAUGCGGUGACAUUUGGAACUGCGAAUGCUACUGAAACGGUAGCAUCAAGACUCAAGAGCACAACCAUCAGCAGUUUGUCGUUCAUUCCCAUCUCGCUGGUCAAUGUGCCCCUUGGUAUCUGGAAGGACCUCAAGUUGGCGCAGAUAUACAGCUCUCAGCCUACGGAAUGCGCCAAAGUGCGCCAGGUCGUUAAGAGCGUUUCGAGGGCUUCGAUGACGGCCUUCUUAAUCCGAGACAGUGCAACAAUGUUUGGCUCAUUCACACUGCCUACGCUGCUCGCUUCAGCUGUUCCCGACUCGGUGUUUGCCAGCCCGCAUGGGAAGAUCAUGGCAACUCAGACGACGGUGCCAAUACUGUCACAAAUCGUCUCCACGCCCGUGCAUCUCCUCGGCUUGGACUAUUACAACAGAAACAGCGGCGCUACAGUGGUGGAGAGAUUGUCUCGCAUCCGAGCAGACAUCAUGCCGGCUACUAUUGUGAGAUACUCUGCUAAUACCAUAUGGACCAACAAUCUCAGAAUCGCCAUCGCCGGCGUCGUCGCGUUGCAGACACCAGCCGGAAGCGCGCAGCCAGAGCUUGCGAUCGCUGUAAAGCAAGAAAAAGUAAAUGCAUCGAAACACGCCCAGGCUCAUGCCAGCGAUGUCAGGCCAGCAACCUCAGCUGCCACUUCGAAAAGUAUGGAGAGGCUUCCUUCAUCAGACAGCGAGACUUCGACGCCUCGACCCGUUGUCUUUCAGAAUGAAGUCUUGGACGGACCCGAGGAAAACAUUACUAUUGAUAACCACCCGACUGAAAGUAUACUCUGGCCCCGUUUUCUUUCUAGAUUGAGGCAAGCUUUCUUCGUAGACUCUGUCCCCAAUCCCGAAGAACAGGAAGUCGUCGUUACGCAAGCGCAAACCGCCCAUACCAACCGCCUUUCGGACUGCGAGUAUGCACGCUUAAAGUCCGUAGUUGAUUCUUUCCCCCCACGACCUGUGGCCGACUUUUUGGUGUCAGUGUGUAUCAGACAUGGUGUUGACAUUUUUUUCUACUUUGAUCAAGCUCAAAUUAUUGAUGAGAUUGCCCAGUUCUACACCAACAGCUCGUCACCACUUCGAACCGAUCCAAGCUUUAUCUGCCUAGCUCUUGGACUGUUCGCUCUGGGAAGUAACUGGACACCUCUCGAGAUGCCGAUAGACUCUCCAUUGCCUCACGGCGAUGACAGUGAUCUCGGCCGAGUCUUUUUUAGACAAGCCAAACUUUUGAUACCUGAUGUGAUCGAAAGGACGGACUUGAAAGCCAUUCAAGCAUGCUUUCUUCUUGGUAUAUAUCUCAUGCCUCUGAAUGCUGCCGGUUCCUCCUAUGUCUACAUGGGCAUGGCGUUGCGAAAGGCAUUAGCUUUUGAUCUGCAUCAGAGUCCAGAUGAUCAGAUGAUUGAUGACCGGGAGAAGGAGAUUCGGUGCCGACUCUGGUGGUCAAUAUAUUCACUCGAACGGAAUACCCCUACCUUCUCCGAUGCCUUCUCUCGACAGGGACCAGAAAUUCGAAAAUCUUGA
Fusarium odoratissimum NRRL 54006 is the source of this 1848-nucleotide messenger RNA. RefSeq lists its product as uncharacterized. NCBI's taxonomy places the organism in Eukaryota, Fungi, Ascomycota, Sordariomycetes, Hypocreales, Nectriaceae. The record is from RefSeq and is a predicted model, not a curated record. The coding region runs from base 1 to 1848 and encodes 615 amino acids. Gene Ontology annotation, cellular component: mitochondrion. The transcript has 8 exons. Gene Ontology annotation, biological process: DNA-templated transcription. Gene Ontology annotation, molecular function: DNA binding; zinc ion binding.